Messenger RNA from Diorhabda carinulata, 838 nucleotides. RefSeq names its product homeobox protein goosecoid (gene Gsc). Bases 128 to 838 code for a protein of 236 amino acids. Gene Ontology annotation, biological process: regulation of transcription by RNA polymerase II. Lineage: Eukaryota; Metazoa; Arthropoda; Insecta; Coleoptera; Chrysomelidae. The transcript has 3 exons. Gene Ontology annotation, molecular function: DNA-binding transcription factor activity, RNA polymerase II-specific; RNA polymerase II cis-regulatory region sequence-specific DNA binding. Gene Ontology annotation, cellular component: nucleus. The record is from RefSeq and is a predicted model, not a curated record.
GUGCUUGUUUGCGUCUAGUUUCGGGUAAAUAUUGUAGACACGCACGCACGCACGCACGCUGGCUUCGUUUAAGCGCGACAGUGAUUUGGAUUGGUGCGAAGACGAUUUCUCGGAAGAGGACGUCAAAAUGGUCGAAACGUCGCAGCAGAGGAGCGAUUUCUUCGGUAACGUUUUUCUCGGCGAAGGUUUCAAACCCGUUUACGGGAAUAAAUCGAGGGGGGCCGCCGCUUCGUCUAGCAGCACUAGUAGUUCGUUGUUUACUAUCGAUAGUAUUUUGGCGCCGAGGCCAAGUAAACCGACGGUUCAGCAAAGACCGACGAUUUUGCAGCACCAUCAUCCGAUGCCUUUGGGGCAUUUGGCUGCUUCCGGGGGCUUCGGAACUGGUCCGGCGAAUUUUUUGGCUAUGGCGUACCCGGGGCUGUAUCCCGAUUACGUGCAUGCAUUGGCGGCGGCGACUCAGGCGGCUACUUUAGCCGGCGCCGGCCACCAUCACGCGCAACACCAACCGCCUAAAAGAAAACGACGCCAUCGAACCAUUUUCAGCGAAGAGCAGCUCGAGCAGCUCGAAGCUACGUUCGAGCAAACGCAUUAUCCGGAUGUGGUACUCAGGGAACAGCUGGCCUUGAAGGUCGAUUUGAAGGAGGAGAGGGUCGAGGUGUGGUUUAAAAACCGUCGCGCAAAAUGGCGGAAACAAAAACGCGAAGAACAGGAAAGAUUAAGAAAAGUGCAAGAAGAAGACGUCGUGUGUAGUCGGCCGACGGCCGGUGACCAAACGACGCGAUUGGUCGAAUCGCAGAAUUUCUCCGAGGACGAUUCGUCGGAUCUCGAAGUGGCAUAG